AUGGCUGUUUCAACAGCAGUUUAUAAAAACCGGAUCAAUCGAUUGCAGGUCAUGACUCGAGGAGCUGUGAUUGGUCUUCUUCACCAUCAAUCUUUGAAUAUUUCAAGAGAUCCUGAAGAUUCCGAGGUACUGACUUUAAUGGAAACAGACGUUGAUAGCAUAAUAUCGACAGGGGAAAUUUUUCACGAAAUCUGGGCCCAAAUUCUGGAAGUUGUUAUUGGAACAACAAUGCUUGCUGUCCGUGUACACUGGCUGGCACUUUUACCCUUGAUUGCAAUUUACGGAAUAGGCUGCUCUCACAUGAGUAGGUUCGUGGCACAACAUCUACAAAGCAAGCAGAAAGACUGGAAUGUUGCGACUCAAAAGCGUAUUGCAACCAUCACUUCAGCUUUAGCUGGCAUUAAAAGCUUGAAGAUGUUGGGAAUGCAAGAAGCGAUCGAACAUCAAAUAUCGGAUUUGAGAACCCAAGAAUUGUGCCUAUCAGAGAAAUUACGUUGGAUUAAUGUUGCCUAUAAUGCGAGUGGUAAGAACAACCCUAAAAUGAAAUCCCUGCACCGUUCAAAGCAUCUGACUAAGGGCUUGAAAAUGUUGAUAGCAAACGCACUGGGUAUAUUCGCUCCGGUAUUGACACUUAUUCUGUAUUCAUUCUCUUUGAAGGAUAAUACUCUUCAGGCCAAUGAAGUCUUCACAUCCGUUGCUCUCCUCGCUAUGGUUACACACCCAGCUAAUAUGGUCAUGACUCUUGUCCCGCGCGCUAUUGCUGUUACUGCGAACUUUUCUCGAGUGCAAGCCUAUCUCAGUAAGCCACCAGUUGAAGACUUACGAAAUUCCAGCCAUCAGCCAUUAUUACUCGACAAUUUAUCGAUCAAGCUUGUUUCCCGAGGAGAACCAAUCCUUAAGAAUAUAUCUCUGGAUGCACGGCAGGGAGAUCUUGUGGUCUGUGCUGGCGCUGUAGGUAGUGGGAAAACAAUCCUAGCAUUAGCUUUGCUCGGUGAGAUUCCCACUACAACCGGAGCUAUUUCUGUUUCAUCAAGAGAAAUUGCAUACUGCGCCCAGAAUCCUUGGCUUCCAAAUGUCACAGUUCGUGACGCUAUCUCUGGAAGGUCCAGCGGGCUGGAUUGGAAAUGGUAUAAUACCGUGAUUGCGGCAUGUGGAUUGGUGCCCGAUCUAGACACCUUUAGUGAUGGUGAUCUGACACGUAUUGAUAACAACGGAAUGAAUCUUUCUGGCGGACAGAAGCAUCGAAUCGCUCUUGCGCGCGCAGUAUACUCGAGAAACAGAGUGAUGAUACUUGAUGAUCCGUUUAGUGCUCUUGAUCAGAAUGUGACGAACCAAAUUGCAGAGAGUCUUUUUGGUCCAAAAGGAAUUCUCAAACAGAUCUCAUCAACUGUCUUUCUGAUAACGAACUGGACAAAGAUAUUUCCACUUGCGGACAAGCUUGUUCUUAUUAGUGACAUGAAAGUAAAACGUCAAGACCCAACAGAUGUUAAACAAUCACAAUUAGAACACCCAUCAGCUCUUAUAUCUCCUGAGAUUUAUCCGGACGAAAAUCCACUUAAAUCCACCAAGCCAAAGGAAAUGGGUAAAAGCUAUCGAAUGAAUGAUGCAAUGGAUGACCUUUCACGAAAAUCGGGAGACACAAACCUUUAUUGGUUUUAUCUCGUGGCAGUCGGUCGACUUAAUGCCUUUUUGAUUCUUGGUUUCACAGCGACGUACUCUUUCUUUUUGACUUUUUCUCAGUAUCUCCUCAAAUGGGCGAUUGAGUCAUCUCCAAAGGACCUAUGGCUCUAUAUGAGUUUAUAUGCAGCAGUUUCAGUCAUCGCAUGGGCAGCCACUAGUGGAACGAUGUGGUCGACCCAAAUCAAAAUUGCCAUUCGGUCAGGCGCAAUACUACAUGCACAACUACUCCAAAAGGUUCUCGGGGCACCAUUGGCCUACUUUACCGAAACAGAUAUCGGUGUGACUCUUAAUAGGUUUGGCCCGGACAUCAAUCUCAUAGACAAACAACUUCCUCCGGCAUUGGCAAAUUUGAGCACCCAGAUUUUUAAGCUUCUGGCACAAGUCAUGACAAUUCUGAGCGUCCAUCCUAUGAUAAUAAUUACGAUUCCAUUCUGUUCCAUUUGUGUAUACUUUGUCCAGCGAAUUUACCUUCGAGCAUCUCGCCAGCUACGCUUCCUUGACCUGGACUCAAGAUCACAGCUAUAUGUCAACUUUCUAGACUCAGUUAACGGUGCAAUCACAAUCAGAUCAUUUGGUUGGAAGAAAGAUUUCAAGAGCCAAAACACCAGCGCGCUGGACCUUUCCCAAAAACCCUUUUAUCUCUUGCUGAGCCUGCAAUGCUGGUUAAGUGUUACAUUAGACUGCUUGAUCACGAUUGUAGCAGUAGGUCUGGUUGCGCUCACUGUUAUAUACAAGAACACUACGACUGGGGCUGACAUUGGGCUGGCUCUCAACCUGAUUAUAGUGGCUAAUAGUACUCUCCUUAAGCUCGUUGAAUCAUGGACAUCCCUAGAAACCUCGCUGGGCGCCAUAUCUCGAUUAAAGAGCGUACAGGAUUACGUGCCAAGCGAAGAUCGCCCUUUUUCUACCAUCACUCCAGGCCAGCACUGGCCCUUUUCGGGGAGUUUACGGCUGAACAAUGUUUCAGUAUUCUAUCCUCACUCUUCAGAGCCAGCAUUAGAGAAACUUUCUCUUGAAGUUAAAGAGGGUCAGAAUGUUAUAAUAAUGGGUCGGACAGGAAGUGGGAAAAGUACGCUGAUACUAUCACUACUACAACUUUUGGAUGCUCGGGAAGGCUCAAUACGGGUAGACGAAGUAGAUCUCGCAAUGAUUUCAUUGCCUGUCGUUCGACAACGAGGGUUCAUUGCUGUUCCACAGGAUGGCUUCAACAUUCCAACCGUAUCGCUGCGGUUCAACUUGGAUCCUGAAUACGUCAGCUCUGAGUCCUCCAUAAUUAAGGCUUUGAAGCAGACGCGACUCUGGCAUAAGAUAUCAACCAGCGCCAUGGGAAAGUUACAGAUGAAUCCAGAUACAAAUGACGAAUUCCAGCACAUACUGGACUGCCCAAUGUCUAUUUUUCUGCCCCUCUCAGCAGGAGAAGUGCAACUUUUUGCUUUAUGUCGAACGCUGAUUCGCGUCUGGGCAAGUCCAUUGACAAAGCCCAUCAUAAUCCUAGAUGAAGCUAGCUCUUCGCUUGAUUCAAUGGCAGAGUCAGUCCUUUGCGAGAUUCUCCGCCAUGAUCUGAGAAGUCAUACUGUUGUUAUCAUUGCUCAUCGUGUUGAGGGAAUAAUGAAGGCUAUGAGAGCUGGAGUUGAUUUGGUUGCG
Molecule: messenger RNA, 3324 nt
Organism: Penicillium taxi
Lineage: Eukaryota; Fungi; Ascomycota; Eurotiomycetes; Eurotiales; Aspergillaceae
Product: ATP-binding cassette transporter
Exons: 12
Biological process (GO): transmembrane transport
Cellular component (GO): membrane
Molecular function (GO): ABC-type transporter activity; ATP hydrolysis activity; ATP binding
Source: RefSeq, a predicted model, not a curated record